This is a messenger RNA of Neomonachus schauinslandi (Hawaiian monk seal), 1288 nucleotides long. It is a transcript of the gene MS4A1, whose product is annotated as membrane spanning 4-domains A1. Gene Ontology annotation, biological process: cell surface receptor signaling pathway. The coding region runs from base 79 to 972 and encodes 297 amino acids. NCBI's taxonomy places the organism in Eukaryota, Metazoa, Chordata, Mammalia, Carnivora, Phocidae. Gene Ontology annotation, cellular component: plasma membrane; external side of plasma membrane. The transcript has 7 exons. The record is from RefSeq and is a predicted model, not a curated record.
GGAAGUGAACUCAGCAGCAAGCAUCCGAAUCAGCCACGCGCCCGAAGGCUUCGGACACUCAGGAGUUCUGAGGGUGAAAUGACGACACCCAGAAAUUCAAGGAGUGGAACUUUCCAAGCAGAUCCUAUGAAAGGUCCUACUGCCAUGCAUCCUGUUCAAAAAAUAAUUCCCAAAAGGAUGCCUUCAGUGGUGGGCCCUACACAAAACUUCUUCAUGAGGGAAUCUAAGACAUUAGGGGUCAUCCAGAUUAUGAAUGGGCUCUUCCACAUUGCCCUAGGCGGCCUCCUGAUGAUUCACACGGAUGUCUAUGCACCUAUAUGUAUAACUGUGUGGUACCCUCUCUGGGGAGGCAUUAUGUAUAUCAUUUCUGGAUCACUCCUGGCAGCAGCGGACAAAAACCCCAGGAAGAGUUUGGUCAAAGGGAAAAUGAUAAUGAACUCAUUGAGCCUCUUUGCUGCUAUUUCUGGAAUAAUUUUUUUGAUCAUGGACAUAUUUAAUAUUACCAUUUCCCAUUUUUUUAAAAUGGAUAAUUUGAAUCUUAUUAACGUUUCCAUGCCAUAUAUUAACAUACACAACUGUGAACCAGCCAACCCUGCUGAGAAAAACUCUCUGUCUAUACAAUAUUGUGACAGCAUACGAUCUGUUUUCUUGGGCAUUUUUGCUGUGAUGGGGAUCUUUACCUUCUUCCAGAAACUUGUGACGGCUGGCAUUGUUGAGCAUGAAUGGAAACAACUGUGCUCCAAACCUAAGUCUGAUGUAGUUGUCCUGUUAGCUGCUGAAGAAAAAAAAGAACAGCCAAUUGAAACAACUGAUGAAAUGGUUGAGCUGACUGAAAUAUCUUCCCAACCAAAGAAUGAAGAAGAGAUUGAAAUUAUUCCAGUCCAAGAAGAAGAAGAAGAAAUGGAAAUAAACUUUCCAGAACCUCCCCAGGAUCAGGAACCUUCACCAAUAGAAAAUGACAGCAUUCCUUAAAUUAUUUUUUUUUUCUUUCUGUUUCCUUUUCUUAGGCAUUAGAAACUAGUGUUCAUAGCUUCCAAGAGACAUAUCCACCCCCAUUUCCUGAGGCCUUCUGCAAGUAUCCUCCAUCUGUCUCUCUGGCCUUUGCAUGGAGUGACCACAGCUCACUCACGCUCACACUCUCUCUCUCUCUCUCAUGCAGAGAACACAGCCAUUGCAGGCAAAACAUGUCAGCAUGUUUCCUGUCCAGGGCAGCUUACUUACAUUACAACAAGGCGGACUAGGUGCUGCACCGCAUGAUUUCUCACUAGCCUUUUCCUUGGAUAAGGCU